Molecule: messenger RNA, 1495 nt
Organism: Acanthoscelides obtectus
Lineage: Eukaryota; Metazoa; Arthropoda; Insecta; Coleoptera; Chrysomelidae
Source: the annotation of a GenBank genome assembly
UUUGGCAAGCAAUACUGUAUUAGCCAGCUAGAGGUGUAACUCUAUCUGAAACAUAACCAUUUUCCACGUCAUCUGACAAAAAUACCACCUACUUUCACAAACUGUCGGAGUAAUCACGCCUAAUAUUUUAGUUCUGUUCACUAACCACGGCCAAAUAUAACUUUGUCAUGCCUAUUUCUCACCCACCACACCUAAUUUUCACUCUGCAGGCCACGUGAUUAAUUUGGUGAAACCACGCCUCACUACAUAACCUAACAAGUGUUUUGAUUUUACACAAUUAGUUAAAUCUUCUUGAAUAUCUUUCGACUCAAAUUUUCUGAUAUAUUUUAUGUAUGGAAGAAACAAGUUCGCCCAAAAAAUCUACAAAGCCUCAUCAUAUUCAGCAAGACCUAUGCAAAACAAGGCCUGCAUAUAGGCAGGGAAGAAAACUCACCGCAGUGAAAACCUACACUGUUAACUCCGAAUCUCAACAUCUGUACAUUUAUGGUGUUCCUGCAUUGAAUCUACGCAGGGAGCUGAGAACAUUGUGCCUAAAGUAUGGAAAUCUUGUAUCCAUGCAUGUUGCUGAAGGUGCUGUCAAUGAGAUGUUUACAGAAUGUUACCAUGUUGAAUAUCAGCGGAUACAGUCUGCUAGAAUUGCCAAACGGUUGAUAGAUACACAGUCCUUCUAUGGAGGUAUUUUGCAUGUCUGCUAUGCCCCUGAGCAUGAGUCUAUACAAGAGACAAAAGCCAAAUUGCUUCAAAGGAAGAUUGAUGUUCUUAGGAGACUACCAAAAAAUGACACUUAAAAAAAUUAGGGAUACAAAUAUAAUAUUUCACAUAUUCUCCAACGAGAUGCCCAUUCCUCAGCUGUAUUUGAAUAUUCAUAUACAACUUCCAUCAUCAUAGCCAUUUUGGCAAGAUAAUUAAUAAAGAUUCCAUUUUCCUUUAAAAAAAAAAUGUUUAUCUUCGAUACAUCAACCUUUGAAACAACUGAUCUCACAAUUAUUCCUAAGAUUUCAUAUUAUUAGAGUUUAUCAAUGAUGGAAAACAGCGGCACCUAGACAGGGGUCAACAUGUAUAUAUGCUUUAGUGGUUAAUGGUGCCACAUUGUUUUUACACAGGCAGCAUGGCUUUCAUUUGAAUAAUCGGUGACCAUGGUUAUUUUACCGACAUGACAAUUUUCGUAACCGGUGACGUCCCAUUUCAGUUACGUUAUCGGUGACGUGGAGUCUUGGAGACUCCUCUUAAAUAUUUAGGUGUUUUAAGUAUAUUCAUAACAUACAACAGUACUAAGCUUAAGUAUGUUCUAUAGGGAUACCAAAUAACUAUUAUUUGCACGGAGGUACUUAAUUAUUUGUUUCAUUACUAAGUUUAUUUCAAUAGGGAAGUAAGAAAUAACAUUAGUAUAUAGGUUAACAAUUUUUUAUUUUAACAUAUUUCUGCAGUAUUAACAAAAGUUUAUUAUGUUAGUAACAACAUCCAGUUAAAAACUUAUUUCCAUAAAAAACGCAAC